AUGGUUCAACGUUUGUAUGCCAAAAACGGAGGGUGGAUUAGGCCUGAGAAGUUUAACUACAACGGUUCCUUGUGGGCACUAUUUCAUAGGCAGCAUCACACAACUAACAUAAGCUUCUGGGCAGUGGAAGAAUCGGCCUCAGACUCUUGGGUUUGGAGGCAGCUCCUAAAGAUCAAAGCUGAAGGGAUUACUUUUAUAAAGCCACUGCUUGGAACAGGUCAUAAAAUCAGCUUCUGGUAUGAUGCUUGGACUCCAUUUGGCCAGUUGAUACGCUUUCUAGGCGACAGGGGGCCUUCACAACUUCGGGUCCCUAUUAAUGCCUCAGUAGCAGAAGCUUGCUCUCCAUACGGGUGGUCUCUUCCGUCUCCGAGAUCUAAUGAAGCUCUGGAACUCCAUAUUUAUCUGACCAGCAUCCAAUGCCCUACAUUCUCUGAAGUCGCUGAUUCAUAUGUCUGGGCCACAACUGUAAGAGAGGAGCCGAGAUUUAAUGCGCGAAAUACAUGGCAUGACUUGAGACCUUCUCUACCAACUCAACCCAAUAUUGAUGUUAUAUGGUUUAAAGGAGCUGUUCCAAGGAACAACUUUACCAUGUGGGUGGCAAAUAUGGACAGGUUACCGACGAGAGCAAGAUUGGCUUCUUGGGGCCUUCAAAUCCCAACAGCUUGCUGUCUAUGCUCUGCUCUUGUUGAAACAAGAGAUCAUCUAUUUAUCACCUGCAAUUACAGUUCUGAAGUUUGGCACCUAUCUAUCGCGAGUUUGAACCCGCCUAACACGUUGUUCUGCUCAUGGCCUGAGCUUUUUUCAUGGAUCAGAAGAACCUCUGCAACGGUUCCAGCUCUACUAAAGAAGCUCGCAGCCCAGUGCGUCAUUUAUCAUCUCUGGAAGCAGAGAAACAAUGUUAUCCAUAACCAGAUCACUCAACCUCCAUCAGCAAUAUACAAACUCAUUGAUAGGGAAAUGCGCAACACCAUAACUGCUAGGAGGAACAGGAAGCAAUUCCAAGACCUCAUGGCCAAGUGGAUGCACUAA
Messenger RNA from Brassica napus (rape), 1029 nucleotides. RefSeq lists its product as uncharacterized. Bases 1 to 1029 code for a protein of 342 amino acids. The transcript has 2 exons. The record is from RefSeq and is a predicted model, not a curated record. NCBI's taxonomy places the organism in Eukaryota, Viridiplantae, Streptophyta, Magnoliopsida, Brassicales, Brassicaceae.